CGUGUCCUACCCGGAAGCGCGCCGCAGGCUGGCUACGGGCUGAGCGGUGCGAACCGCGGAUCCGCAUUUGCAGGCCCAAGGAUGCUGUACUGUUGUGUGCCCAAGUGGUCAGAGUCUAGCUCCUUGGAAGCCCUGCUGUGUGCUUUGCCAAGGCACACCCCUCAUCAUUAGGGGGCAACAAGGUAACCCCAGAACUGCCGGGCGAUGGUGGGCAUGCAGCCAAGGACACAGUGAGUGCCGAUGUGCCGAAGCUCCUCUCCUUCCAAGGCCGAACACUCGAAUGUGACCUUUGCCCUCGCAUUUCCCUGGAAGAUGAAGUGCGUGUUGGUAGCCACUGAGGGCGCAGAGGUCCUCUUCUACUGGACAGAUGCGGAGUUUGAGGAGAACCUCCGGCUGAAGUUCAGGCAGUCAGAGAAUGAGGAAGAGGAGCUCCCGGUGCUGGAGGACCAGCUCAGCACCCUCCUGGCCCCCGUUAUCAUCUCCUCCAUGACGAUGCUGGAGAAGCUCUCAGACACAUACACCUGCUUCUCCACAGAAAACGACAACCACCUGUACGUCCUGCAUCUGUUUGGAGAGUGCCUCUUCAUCGCCAUCAACGGAGACCACGGCGAGAGCGAGGGGGACCUGCGGAGGAAGCUGUGCGUGCUCAAAUACCUGUUCGAGGUGCACUUCGGGCUGGUGACCGUGGACGGCCAGAUCAUCCGGAAGGAGCUUCGUCCCCCUGACCUGGAACAACGUGCCCGGGUGUGGAAGCACUUUCAGAGACUGCUGGGUACCUACAGUCACCUGCGGGAACAGGAGCAGAGCUUUGCUGUGGAGGCAGUGGAGCGACUCAUUCACCCCCAGCUCUGCGAACUGAGCAUCGAGACGCUAGAGCGGCACGUGGUUCAAGCUGUCAAUUCGAGCCCUGAGCGGGGUGGCGAGGAGGUCCUGCACGCCUUCCUGCUUGUGCACUGCAAGCUGCUGGCUUUCUACUCCAGCCACGGCGCAAGCACCCUGCGCCCCGCAGAUCUCCUGGCCCUCAUGCUCCUGGUUCAGGACCUCCAGCCCUCCCAAAGCGCCACAGACGAGGAAGAGGAUGACAGCAACGGCCCUCAGCCUUUCCCCCAGAGGAGACCCAGGAGCAGCCAAAACAUCCCAGUCCAGCAGGCGAAGAGCCAGAGCACCUCAGUUCCCACCAGGAGUUCCGAGGAGACAGACACAGAUAGCAUCUCCCUCCCUGAAGAGUACUUUACCCCUGCUCCUUCUCCAGGCGAGCAGAGUUCAGGUAGCGUCUGGCUGGAUGGUAGCACCCCGCCCAGCGAUGCUCUUCAGAUGGCUGAGGACACCCCCAAGGGGCAGGCGCCACACUCCCCAGAACUUCCCAGCCCCAGAAGGAUCUUCCUGGAUGCCAACAUAAAAGAAAACUACUGUCCCUUAGUGCCCCACACCAUGUACUGCCUGCCCCUGUGGCCAGGCAUCAACAUGGUGCUGCUGACCAAGAGUCCCAGCACACCACUGGCCCUGAUCUUGUACCAACUGCUGGAUGGCUUCUCCCUACUGGAGAAAAAGCUGAAGGAAGUUCAGGAGGCCGGAAGUGCCCUGCGGUCCCAGCCCUUUGUUGGAGACCUGCGCCAGAAGAUGGACAAGUUUAUCAAGAAUCGAGUUGGGCAGGAGAUUCAGAACUCCUGGCUGGAGUUUAAGAGCAAGGCCUUCUCUAGAAGUGACCCAGGAGCAUCCUGGGAGCUGCUCCAACUCUGUGGAAAGCUGAAGCGACAGCUGUGUACCAUCUACCGGCUUAGCUUCCUGGCCACUGCACCGAGCAGGGGAGGACCGCACCUACCCCAGCACCUGCAGGACCGAGCCCAGAAACUCAUGAAGGAGCGACUUCUGGACUGGAAGGACUUCCUGUUGGUGAAGAGCCGGAGAAAUGUCACCAUGGUGUCCUACCUGGAGGAUUUCCCAGGCCUGGUCCACUUCAUCUAUGUGGACCGUACAACAGGGCAGAUGGUGGCUCCUUCUCUCAGCCCCAAUGAAAAGAUGUCUUCCGAGUUGGGCAAGGGGCCCCUGGCUGCCUUCGUCAAAGCCAAGGUCUGGGCUCUGGUCCAACUGGCGCGCAGGUACCUGCAGAAAGGCUGCACCACGCUGCUGUUCCAGGAAGGGGACUUCCGCUGCUCCUACUUCCUCUGGUUCGAGAAUGACAUGGGAUACAAACUACAGAUGAUCGAGGUGCCUGUUCUCUCCGAUGACUCGGUCCCCAUUGGCGUGCUGGGAGGUGACUACUACAGGAAGCUUCUGCGCUACUACAGCAAGAGUCGCCCUUCGGAGCCCGUCAGGUGCUACGAGCUGCUCACCCUCCACCUGUCCGUCGUCCCCACUGAGCUCCUGGUGCAGCAGGCCAGCCAGCUGGCCCGGCGCCUGGGAGAGGCCUCCCGGGUGACCCUGCCCUAGGCCAUCUUGCUUGCAGGCAUUCCCCACAGCCAGGCUUCUUCCAGUGCCCUCUGUCACACCCCACUGUUGACUCCUCCACACCACACAGGCUAAGGAGCAGGCCUUCUCUGAAGGGAGGGGAUGCCAUAUUUCUGUGGCCCCCAGAACUGUGUGGUCAGAGAUGACAGCAGCUGCUCUGGGAAGCUGCCCUCUGGGUGCCCAGGAGAGCAGAAGGAAGUCUUAAUACUCAGGCUGUGUGAAGUCGCCCCCUUCCUGCCAUUGUGCCCAGGGUAGCUGUUUCCUACCCCAAACAGAAGCACUCCCUCUGGCUGGUCACUGUUCCAGCUUGGCUCCUGCCCCCUUGCGUCUGAGUGAGUCCUGUUUCCUCACAUUUGCAUUGACAGCACCUACCCUGACGACACUUGACCUCUCAGGGUGGUCAGGAGGAUUGUGGACAUGCUUGGGUGCUCAAUAAAUGUUGGUUCUUGUCAUUA
Molecule: messenger RNA, 2903 nt
Organism: Apodemus sylvaticus (European woodmouse)
Lineage: Eukaryota; Metazoa; Chordata; Mammalia; Rodentia; Muridae
Gene: Hps1
Product: HPS1 biogenesis of lysosomal organelles complex 3 subunit 1
Biological process (GO): melanosome assembly; vesicle-mediated transport
Cellular component (GO): BLOC-3 complex
Molecular function (GO): guanyl-nucleotide exchange factor activity
Source: RefSeq, a predicted model, not a curated record